AGUAAAGUUGCAAACAACCUGCCGCGGCAGGAACUUUGUGAGCUGCUCCAGCUGCAUGUGCUCAAGGUGCCUUUGAUGUACGUGCAGCAGCUUCUGGAAAGUGGACUGCAGCUUUCCCACCCGCCAGCCCUCCCUCUCCCCAACCCUUCCCAGCCUCCCCUCCCACCACCGCCACUUCAGCCCGCACACGCAAUUUGUUUGAGAAGAAAAAAAAAAAAAAAGUGAUGAACGAGAAGUGGUGAAUUACCCAAGCGACUUUCCUCAAAGAGCGAGCGAGCCGGGGAGAGGAGCCGGGGCGAGCCCCGCGCUCGCAGCGCCGGGAGGGACCCGCGGGGCUGCCGGGCUGCGAACGCGGCUCCGCAGCGAGAUGCAAAAAGCCUCAUCUGCUUGCGUUUGACUUGCGAUGCCGGCUCCUCACUAGAAUGCAAACCCUUGCACAGGAUGAAAACAGGUCAUUCUUCCAGAAUGCCAGAGGAAAGUUCACCAAAGCGGAGUCCUCAAAACAUCCCAUACAAGGAUCUGCCCCAUAUCAUCAAUGCUGAUGGGCAGUACCUCUUCUGCAGGUAUUGGAAGCCAGAAGCAUCUCCCAGGGCCCUGGUGUUCAUCGCCCACGGCGCUGGGGAGCACUGCGGCCGCUACGAUGACUUGGCCCAGAAGCUGACAGGACUCAACUUGUUUGUGUUUGCCCAUGACCAUGUUGGCCACGGGCAGAGCGAGGGUGAUCGGAUGGUUGUCUCAGAUUUCCACGUCUUCAUCAGGGACAGCUUGCAGCACAUUGAUCUCAUGAAGAAGGAGCACCCCAAACUGCCUGUUCUCAUCCUGGGGCACUCCAUGGGAGGAGCCAUCUCCAUUCUGACAGCUAGUGAGCGACCCAGUGAGUUUUCAGGCAUGCUGUUAAUCUCUCCUUUGGUGGUAGCCAGCCCAGAAGUCGCCACUCCCAUCAAGGUUUUUGCAGCAAAAGUGCUCAACUUUGUGCUCCCAAACCUAUCACUGGGGUCCAUAGAUCCAAGUGCAAUUUCCCGGAACAAGAAAGAGAUGGAGUCUUACACAUCUGAUCCCUUGGUGUACCACGGUGGCAUGAAGGUGUCCUUUGUCAUCCAGCUGAUGAACGCCAUAGCCAGAAUCGAGCGAGCGCUGCCCAAGCUGACCCUGCCCAUCCUGGUGCUACACGGCUCCUCCGACAAGCUCUGCGACAUCAGGGGCUCCUACCUGCUCAUGGACACCGUGCAGAGCCAGGACAAAACACUCAAGGUGUAUGAGGAAGCCUAUCAUGCCCUCCACAAAGAGCUGCCUGAGGUCUCUACCUCUGUCUUCACAGAAAUACUGACAUGGAUUGGCCAGAAGGUCUCAGCAGCUGGGGAAACCAGCCAUACUUAAGAGCAAUUGCAUUUUGCAGCUCUUACUGGGGUUUUCUAGGAAUAGAUGUUUUUCUUACUAGAAAUCUCUUGGGAAAAGAUCUAACAUGGAGGGAUUCUUGGAAUAUUUUAUCACACACAGCUUAAGGGAGGGUGGGGGGAGAGGCACAGGGUGGGGCAUUAUUUGCUGAUGUAAAUGGCCACUGCCCUAAUCUGGAGAAGAGUUGAUAGCUGUGGGAUGCCCCUCACCCACCAAACUUUCUCCACAGCUUCCCCUUCUCUGCUUUCGCUGUGGUGACUGGGGUGUGUUUAUACUGCAAUAAUUAUUGGUAUGUAAAAGAAAUCAGUAUCUUCCACUUCAUGGUUUUGAUGCCAGGUGUGUCCCUUGUCCCCACCAUCCAGCACCUUAAAAACCCUGGUCCUUGAGAGGAGAGCACUAACAAAGGUGCUGGGUGAUGAGGAGAGGCUAAAGAUGGAGCUGACAGCUCCCUGAAGGUGAAAGGCUGAUUUUCAAGAUCAGACCCUUUUGGAUACUACCUUUUUAAGCAGACCAGGCCAGAGGAUAGAGAUGCCUCCCCCACCACCCUGCACAUCCUCUGCGAGUUUGCACUUGGGGAAAGCAUGUUGAACAGUGCUUUCAUUUUCAUCAUCCAGGCAGGAUCCCAGAGGGAAGAGCAGGAAUGUGGAAUCAAACCCACUUAGCACAUUCAAUUCCCCUGCUUUUCCCCAUGUCAAACCCCAUCUGCAAGAUUAACUAUUCUGUAAAU
Messenger RNA from Agelaius phoeniceus (red-winged blackbird), 2122 nucleotides. It is a transcript of the gene MGLL, whose product is annotated as monoglyceride lipase. Lineage: Eukaryota; Metazoa; Chordata; Aves; Passeriformes; Icteridae. The record is from RefSeq and is a predicted model, not a curated record.